Leishmania mexicana MHOM/GT/2001/U1103 is the source of this 348-nucleotide messenger RNA. RefSeq lists its product as hypothetical. Lineage: Eukaryota; Euglenozoa; Kinetoplastea; Trypanosomatida; Trypanosomatidae. Bases 1 to 348 code for a protein of 115 amino acids. The transcript has a single exon. The record is from RefSeq and is a predicted model, not a curated record.
AUGUCCGCAUUCAUGGAGAAGUACCACAUCGACAAGGCGCUCGGCACCACGUUGAGAGCCGUGCAGUCCGUGUGGGGCUGGACGCGUGAGCGGCUGUGGCCCAUCUACUCCGCCGCCGUCGUCUUCUCCCUCUUCCAGAUGAUCGCUGUCGCCUCGGAGAAGCAGAUCCUCGCCGACCACUACUACGGCGACGUCGAUGGGAAGUUCGAGGAGCACAAGGAUGAGCUUGUGCGCGAUGCCAAGAAGCUAUUCAACGAGGAGGUGGCGGUGGCGGUGAAAGAGCACGUGUGGCAGCUGUCCCCUGCGGCGUUCCGUCGCGAGUACAACAACCGCCUUGGCAGCGCUUAA